Molecule: messenger RNA, 1365 nt
Organism: Aspergillus sclerotioniger CBS 115572
Lineage: Eukaryota; Fungi; Ascomycota; Eurotiomycetes; Eurotiales; Aspergillaceae
Gene: echA
Product: enoyl-CoA hydratase echA
Exons: 5
Coding region: 328-1161 (277 amino acids)
Biological process (GO): fatty acid beta-oxidation
Cellular component (GO): mitochondrion
Molecular function (GO): enoyl-CoA hydratase activity
Source: RefSeq, a predicted model, not a curated record
CAAGACUGCAGCUCAGCGAUGAUGGGAAGGACAGCAGCUGCUCGCGGGAAAACUGGCCACUGCCCGGCAAGCGCCCGCUAGGCCCCUUUGGGCUCUCCAGCCACUGUCAUGGCGACUGCGCCUCAGGGGCCGCUUUUCCGCUGACUCAGCCCUCACGUGCAGGCACGGCCGGCUAUCGCCGGGCUUUCCUCGGCACCUUUGCGGGGAGCUUCCUAUCGUCCGCAUCAUCCAAGUCCAACUAUCCCCCCGGCCCUUCCUGACUUCCUCCCCCAAUUGACUGUCCACUCCCCCAAUACCCCGAAGAUAAUAAUAAUAAUAUAUACCAUCAUGUUUGCCCGCCAGUGCUCCCGUCUGGUCUCCUCCCGUACCGCCAUCCCUCUAACCUCCUACCUCGCCCGCGGACGCCAAUUCUCCGCAACCGCAACCUCGGCAUACGAGCAUAUUCUCACCUCGACUCCCAAGCCAGGCGUAGGACUAAUCACCCUCAACCGGCCCAAAGCCCUUAACGCGCUCUCCAGUCCUCUCUUCGAAGAGCUCAACGAUGCCCUAACGACCUACGACACCGACAAAGACAUCGGCGCGAUCAUCAUCACCGGCAGCGAGAAAGCCUUCGCAGCCGGCGCCGACAUCAAAGAAAUGGCUCCCCUCACUUUCUCCAGUGCCUACAGCAACAACUUCAUCGCCCCCUGGUCCCAUCUCGCCAACACGAUCCGCAAGCCCGUCAUCGCCGCUGUCUCAGGCUACGCUCUCGGCGGUGGCUGCGAACUUGCCCUCAUGUGCGACAUCAUCUACUGCACCGCGACCGCUACUUUCGGUCAGCCCGAGAUCAAGCUGGGGGUUAUCCCCGGGGCUGGGGGGUCGCAGCGUCUAACUAAGGCCCGGGAAGGAGGCGGGCGAGUGGGGGUUGCGGCGGAGGUGGUGGAGGGAGGAAAGGACAAGGUCCUGGAGAAAGCGGUUCAGACGGCGGAGACGAUCGCGGGCUAUUCGAGGGUGGCGGUGGUGGCUGGCAAGGAGGUUGUGAAUAAGAGUUAUGAGAUCGGCUUGAAGGAGGGGGUUGAGUUCGAGAGGAGGUUGUUUCAUGGGUUGUUUGGGAGCAAGGAUCAGAAGAUUGGGAUGACGGCUUUUGCGGAGAAGAAGAAGCCGGAGUGGUCGAAUGAGUAAGUGAGGGGCUCUUGGAGAGCUGGGAGGAUGUGAAAGCUGGAAGGAUCUGUAAGUGAGAUAGUUCAUUUGUCAGCAUCAGAAUGAUUGUGCAACACCUACCUAUCAGUGCGACCUGGAAUGAAACUGGAUCGAUCAUUAAUCGUCUCGUAUUCAUGAUUAGUUGUCUCUAUGUACAUUAAGAUAUUAAAUUAUUACAAGAAAGCG